This is a messenger RNA of Choloepus didactylus (southern two-toed sloth), 9088 nucleotides long. RefSeq names its product importin 9 (gene IPO9). Gene Ontology annotation, molecular function: small GTPase binding. The coding region runs from base 16 to 3138 and encodes 1040 amino acids. The transcript has 24 exons. The record is from RefSeq and is a predicted model, not a curated record. Lineage: Eukaryota; Metazoa; Chordata; Mammalia; Pilosa; Megalonychidae. Gene Ontology annotation, cellular component: cytosol; nuclear envelope. Gene Ontology annotation, biological process: protein import into nucleus.
UUGAAGGAAGGAAAGAUGGCGGCAGCGGCGGCGGCUGGUGCGGCCUCUGGGCUGCCUGGUCCAGUGGCACAAGGAUUGAAGGAGGCGCUGGUGGAUACGCUCACCGGGAUCCUGUCCCCAGUGCAGGAGGUGCGGGCGGCUGCCGAGGAACAGAUUAAGGUGCUGGAGGUGACGGAGGAAUUUGGUGUUCACUUGGCAGAGCUGACCGUAGAUCCCCAGGGGGCAUUGGCAAUCCGUCAGCUGGCAUCAGUCAUUUUGAAGCAAUAUGUGGAGACUCACUGGUGUGCACAGUCAGAGAAGUUUAGGCCUCCUGAAACUACAGAAAGGGCAAAAAUUGUUAUCCGGGAGCUGUUGCCCAACGGGUUGAGAGAAUCAAUAAGCAAGGUGCGCUCCAGCGUGGCCUAUGCAGUGUCAGCCAUUGCCCACUGGGACUGGCCAGAAGCCUGGCCCCAACUCUUCAACCUGCUCAUGGAGAUGUUGGUGAGCGGAGACUUAAAUGCAGUCCAUGGAGCCAUGCGAGUGCUGACAGAAUUUACUCGAGAAGUGACAGACACACAGAUGCCACUUGUUGCUCCUGUCAUUCUUCCAGAGAUGUAUAAGAUCUUCACCAUGGCCGAGGUGUAUGGUAUUCGAACCCGCUCCCGAGCUGUAGAGAUUUUUACCACUUGUGCCCAUAUGAUCUGUAACAUGGAGGAACUGGAAAAGGGUGCAGCCAAAGUCCUGAUCUUUCCUGUGGUGCAGCAGUUCACAGAGGCCUUUGUUCAGGCCCUCCAGAUACCGGAUGGCCCCACAUCUGACAGUGGGUUUAAGAUGGAGGUCCUAAAGGCAGUGACAGCUUUGGUGAAAAACUUCCCAAAGCACAUGGUUUCCUCCAUGCAACAGAUUCUGCCAAUUGUUUGGAACACCCUAACUGAGAGUGCAGCUUUUUAUGUGAGGACCGAAGUAAAUUACACAGAGGAAGUAGAAGAUCCUGUGGAUUCUGAUGGUGAAGUCCUAGGCUUUGAGAAUCUUGUCUUUAGCAUUUUUGAAUUUGUCCACACCCUACUAGAAAACAGCAAAUUCAAAAGCACUGUGAAGAAAGCCUUGCCUGAGUUGAUAUACUAUAUUAUCCUGUACAUGCAAAUCACUGAGGAGCAGAUUAAGGUAUGGACAGCCAACCCCCAACAAUUUGUGGAAGAUGAAGAUGAUGAUACUUUUUCCUAUACUGUUAGGAUUGCAGCUCAAGACCUGUUGCUGGCUGUGGCCACAGAUUUCCAGAAUGAGAGUGCAGCAGCCCUGGCUGCAGCAGCCACCCGGCAUUUACAAGAAGCUGAGCAAACCAAAAACAGUGGCACUGAGCACUGGUGGAAGAUCCAUGAGGCAUGCAUGCUUGCUCUAGGCUCAGUGAAGUCCAUCAUCACUGACAAUGUGAAAAAUGGCAGGAUCCAUUUUGACAUGCAUGGAUUCCUAACCAAUGUCAUCCUUGCAGACCUCAACCUCUCAGUGUCUCCUUUCCUCUUGGGCCGGGCACUGUGGGCUGCCAGUCGGUUCACUGUUGCUAUGUCCCCUGAACUGAUCCAGCAGUUCCUACAGGCAACAGUUAGUGGUCUUCAUGAGACACAACCCCCAUCAGUUCGAAUUUCUGCUGUGAGAGCCAUCUGGGGUUAUUGUGACCAGCUGAAAGUCUCAGAGAGUACUCAUGUUCUUCAGCCCUUCCUUCCCAGCAUCCUUGAUGGCUUAAUUCACCUAGCAGCCCAGUUCAGCUCAGAGGUCCUCAACUUGGUGAUGGAGACCCUGUGUAUCGUUUGUACAGUAGAUCCAGAAUUCACAGCAAGCAUGGAAAGCAAAAUCUGUCCCUUCACCAUCGCCAUUUUCCUCAAGUACAGUAAUGAUCCUGUUGUCGCAUCGCUGGCUCAGGACAUCUUCAAGGAGCUGUCCCAGAUCGAAGCCUGUCAGGGCCCAAUGCAGAUGAGGCUGAUUCCUACUCUAGUCAGCAUAAUGCAGGCUCCAGCAGACAAGAUUCCUGCAGGACUCUGUGCGACAGCCAUUGAUAUCCUGACUACAGUAGUACGGAAUACAAAGCCUCCCCUUUCCCAGCUCCUCAUCUGCCAGGCUUUCCCUGCUGUGGCACAGUGCACCCUUCACACAGAUGACAAUGCCACCAUGCAGAAUGGUGGAGAAUGCCUGCGGGCCUAUGUGUCAGUGACACUGGAGCAGGUAGCCCAGUGGCACGAUGAGCAGGGCCACAAUGGACUGUGGUACGUGAUGCAAGUGGUGAGCCAGCUCCUGGACCCCCGCACCUCAGAGUUCACUGCAGCAUUUGUGGGCCGCCUCGUCUCCACCCUCAUCUCCAAGGCAGGGCGGGAGUUGGGGGAGAAUCUGGACCAGAUUCUUCGUGCCAUCCUAAGUAAAAUGCAGCAGGCAGAAACACUCAGUGUCAUGCAGUCUCUGAUCAUGGUGUUCGCUCACCUGGUGCACACUCAGCUGGAGCCGCUGUUGGAGUUCCUGUGCAGUCUCCCAGGACCUACCGGUAAACCUGCCCUGGAGUUUGUGAUGGCUGAGUGGACAAGCAGACAGCAUCUGUUCUAUGGUCAAUACGAAGGCAAAGUCAGCUCUGUGGCGCUCUGUAAACUGCUCCAGCAUGGCAUUAAUGCAGAUGACAAACGGCUACAGGAUAUCCGCGUGAAGGGAGAGGAAAUCUACAGCAUGGAUGAGGGCAUCCGUACUCGCUCUAAGUCAGCCAAAAACCCUGAACGCUGGACAAACAUUCCUUUGCUGGUCAAGAUCCUAAAACUGAUCAUCAAUGAGCUCUCCAAUGUCAUGGAGGCCAAUGCUGCUCGCCAGGCCACUCCUGCAGAGUGGAAUCAAGAUGACUCCAAUGAUAUGUGGGAGGACCAGGAGGAAGAAGAGGAGGAGGAGGAUGGCUUAGCUGGCCAACUCUUAUCUGACAUUCUUGCUACAAGUAAAUAUGAGGAGGAUUACUACGAGGAUGAUGAGGAAGAUGACCCCGAUGCCCUGAAGGAUCCUCUCUAUCAGAUUGAUCUGCAGGCAUAUCUCACGGACUUCCUGUGCCAGUUUGCUCAGCAGCCCUGCUACAUAAUGUUCUCAGGGCACCUUAAUGACAACGAAAGGAGGGUUCUACAGACCAUCGGCAUCUAAAAAGGGGAGCCUUUCCACAUUUGUUCCUCCUUCUGGCCCAGCCCUCACUUGAGAUGCACUUUCUUCUCAACCUAGAGCGACUUCCUGACCUUUGGCCCUUGGCCUCUCCAGGAUGAUACUGACUACAUACAACUUGGACCGAGCUCACCAGCACUGUCACUUAGGAAUGCUGGAACAAAGGACACUUUCCAAAAUCCCCCUGAAGACAUCCCAUCUCAAGAAACUUUUUUCUCCCCAACUUGCCCCCAGCUCUGUUCCUAGAGUCUUCUGCUGGCCAGUCCAGAAACAUUAUUGCCCAGAAGGAUUAUGUGUUCAUGGAUCAUUUUGCCCCUCCUCAGGAGCAGAGGAAGUCAUGACCAUUUAUAUUCUAAAACAGACCUGUCUCAUUUCAUAGGACAUCUGAUGUGUUCAGAUAGGAAUCCCCUUGAGAGAGAAUUAUGCUUUCUGCCCCUGACCUCUGAUGCUCUGGGUUCUCAAUAGGAACGAGAGGGAGCAGCUACAUUCUAAGCCCUUUCCAAUGAACUCCCCUCCCCACUUCCUUUCUACAACACUAAGGCUCUCCUGUCAAAGGACAUCAUCUUGUUUUUGCCUCACUGCAUGAUACAAACCAACCCCUUCCCCAAGCUGUUCCUACACACAACACACACACACAAAAAUUAAGUCAGACAGAUGGCAAUUUGGUUUCCCUUUUAAGAAGAAAAAAUUAGAGAUUUUUUUUUUUAAAUCCACCUCUCCCAACCAUAUUUAGUAUGUCCCUCCCACACAUUACCACACUCAAAGGUUGUUUCCUCUCCUCAGGAAUCACCCAAAGUGGUUAAGUUGUAGCCUUCAAAUUUGCAAUGUGUAUUUUUCUAGGACAGUAAAGUAAUCUUUACAGAUUAAAUUAGUCCAUUUGUAAUGGACUAUACCAUUAGUCCAAUGGUACAGGGUGUCUCAAGCACCUCUUUGCCUUGAUUCCUUUUAGAUGGAAAGUAGAGGGGAAAAGGGAUUAGGUCAAGCCCAUUUAGAAACUAGUGUGGCUAACCUAGCUGAAAAUGAUUGUUGGAGAACUGUUAUUGUUAAAUCAAGUAUUUUUAAGGGAAGUUCCUUAAUUGAGAAAUUUAGUCUGUUGUGGGUUCAAAGUGAAUGAGGAUUAAGAAAAUAAGGGCAAGAAGGUAGACAAGUCCAGCAUUUCCUUUUUUUGAUAGUGCCCACAUCUGGUGCCCCAUUUUUAAUAACCAGAGUAUUCCUUUAGGUUGGUAGUCUAACAGAAGAAGUGAGAUAUAAAAUGAACUUGAAUCUUCAUACUUUAUUGCUAGGCCCCACUGUGGACAUUUACCCUAUAAGACUGUUACAGAAGUCCAAGGAGUUUGUAGCUAAUAAUGACUUUGUGCCACUAAGUGUCCCUGGUGUUCAAGCCCCAAAAUGGCAGGGAGGAAUGUCAGUCUGAAAAGCUGAGGGCAUGCAGUGUUCAGGGUGUGUCUGCUACCCGCUGAGAUUCAGUGGCUAGCAUUGCCUCCCCCGCUGCUUCAGUCUCCUGAGUCUGGGCAAGUUGCUUAUGUUGGGGAGAUGAUGGCAGAUCUAGCAAUGUGUUGUUCAGGAAGAACCAUAGUCUGGAGAUUCACUAUUUAGUUGUUGACUUCAAGGCAGUGCCAUUAGAGUCCAGUGCUGAAGGUAACAGACCAUUCUUCAAGGCCGAGCUAGCCUCUGAUUUUGGCACAAAAUAAUGGUCCUAUGCCAGCAGCAUUGAAAGGGUUAGGACUCCUAGACAUAGAUGGAGAAUGACAUGGGCCCCUUUUGAGCCUCCUAUGGAAAAAGAGUUGUCUGUAUUUAGUGCCAAAAAUAGUUCUAAGUCCUUUGGCAGGGAUCCUCUCUUCCUGCUCUCCUCAUGAUAGUUUUUGAGGAAAACUGGGCUUCCUGCCUUAGGAGAACUCGAGUCCUGAAGGAAAAGGCCCUGAUAUCAUUUGAGGGGCCACUCUUCCCCACCUGAUGUACAGGUAUGGAUGAGAGUGGAGGGUCUUAGACCAUUUACCUUGGGGGUGCUAUUAUCCCCAUUCUGUUGAGGAAGAGAGUUCAAAGAGACUGUACAAUGUCAGCACAGGAAGAAGAGGUGAAUCUGCUUGGGGCCUAUGGUGUUGAACCUGAGCCCCUAUUUUGUCUCUGUUUUGGGCCAGAAAAUUAGCUCCAGUCUAAAAGGGGCGGAGCUAACAGUGGUUAGAAGGAGGUUAAUAAGUGGGGCAAGUGCAAGACAAAGAGAGUACUGGGCUGCUCUGAGGUAACUUCAGGUCUCCUGACCCUGGUAAUAGCAGCUAGGACACCAAGGACUUUCCAGGAGUUUGCUGAGCUCUCAGUGAUCUUAGAGAAUUGAAGGGAAAAUGGAAGAGAAACUAGGAAAUUUAGAAAAGAGGCAGAAAUCCAAGAAGGGAAGAAAUCAUUAGUCACAGACCAGUGAAUGACCGUAUAGGGAAGUAUAAACCUACAACGAAUGAAUCACAAGCAAAUAAGAAUUUUUUAAAACAAGAAAAGUGAUCACGGGUUUAAUAGAUGUUUGUUACGACCUUAAAAGCAAAUGAUGCCAAACUGGCCUCAUGGUCUUCUUUACUUUUUUUAAUUAACAAACUAGAUCAGGAAAGUAAUCUGGACACUGUAAAGUUACAAAGCAUUAGGGAGCUGUCCACUAACUGCCAAAUUGCAAAUAUCCCAUUUUGGGGGACAGUUUCUGAUGGUGUGCCCCGGGGCUCUUUCUGAUGGUAUGCCUGUGCUUUGAUAUUAAUGACUGAUGAGUUAUUUUAUUCCUUGCUCAUUCCAAAAAGAGUCUGAGGCCAUUUACAAAAGAAAUGUUACUGGGUAAGGGAAGAAUACUAAUCAAAAUUUUAGAUAACAGCAGACCCCAGGGAAGGAAGACAGAAGUUAAGUCCAAAUUUAGGAUUUCUCUACAAGCUAUAAAAUAGGCAGAAUCUAUCUGUAAGUUUGUUUCAAUAAAAAUGAAUUGGCAAGAAUAUUUUUUAAAAGUAGGAGAAUUCUCUAAUAAUCCUGUGUGCCAAUAGUAAGUGUUUAUUAUAUGUCAGGAACUGUUCAUGUGUCUUCAGAAAUAAAUAGUGUGGUCCUAGGCUGGGAUAGAAUAUUCUGUUGUCCAGAAUAGUGUGGAAAUUCAUUUCAGUCUUGCUGUGACAGUCAGCAAUCCUAGAGUUUUGUGUUCCAAUCUGGUCCUCAGCCAAGAGGCUCCCUGACAGCUAGGGAGUCUGUCUGCAAGAGAAAAACAAAGAUGCAGAGAGACCUAAAUUGUGUUAAGUGAAAGACUGAAGUAGAUGAGAUUGCUUAGCUUAGAGAAGAUUCAGGGGAAACAGGACACUGCUUUGGAAAAGUCAAAAGUUUGUCCAGUGAAAGAAAUAUUACACUUUGUCACCAUUCAGGCAGACUUAUGACCAAUAAGUAGAUUUUUUUUUUUUUAGGCCUGAUUUCUGGCCAUUAGAUGAUUCUAUUUUGUUUCAGCAAACAUUAAAUGUCUUUUAUUGGCAAGGCCUGUGCCAGGUGCUCAAGACAGAAAAAUAAGUAAGGCUUGGCCCCUUCCCUCAAGAAGCUAGUUUAUUAUGGGAUUAGAAGUAAAACAAUAGUGCAAUAAAUGUGAGGAGUGCUGUGAGAAAUAAGUACUGGGUUCAGUCACCACUGCCCAAAGAGAAUGGUUAAUGGUAACUUGGGGAAAGAAGUCAAGUAAGAUUGCCUUUAAAAGGUGAUCCUUGAACUGAGCUCUUGCAAGGUGGUUGUUAACAAUAACUGCUAAGGCUUGAAGGGCACUUACUAAAUGCCAAUGGCUGUUCUAAAUACUUUUACUUGAAUUAUCUCAUUUAGACCACCUAAUAACCCUAUACAAUAGGUACUUUUGUUUACCCCAUUUUACAGACUGUUAAAACUGAGGCCCAGAGAUAAGAAGUUACCUGCAGGACGUCACAGAGCAAAUGGAUUCCAAUCCAAGGAGCCUGUACUUUUUACCAAUUCUAUGUCUUGCCUCCCUAAUGUAUUUGCUAGGUAGGACAUUCCAGAGAAAAGUAUUCAAGAAAAGACCAUUAUGAAACUGAAUGGCAUUUUCAUUGUUUAGAAGCAGGUUAAAAUUAUUGGAAUUUAUGGUUUAAGGGGAUCUCAACCAGAAAUAAAGCUGGAAGGACAAGUGAGGGCCAAAUGGUCAAGGGUCUUACAAGGCCUGCUUCCUGUAGGGACUGGGAGAUCAUUCUAGGAUUUUAAGAAGAGAAGUGACAUGAUCAAGUUUGCAUUUUAGAAAGCAUUCUGGUAUCAAUAAAAAUACAUGAAGGAAUGGAAGACUUGAUAGGAGUGCAGUCUGGCAGGAGCUACAACAGUCCAGGUGAGAGACUGAAAACUUAGACUAAGCUGUUAAUGACAAGGGAUGGAAAAAACAGGUGAAUGGAAUGUUGAUGAGGUAAUCAAUAGGAAUCAAUAGCUGAUAAUGACAGCUGGUGGAGUGAAUUGUGUUGCAGGGAGUUUUUCCCCAAUGGCAGUGCCCAGCGAUUGGAUGUUUAAAUGACAGUCAUAUCUAUCAUGGAAAAAUCCCCCAUUCUCACUGGGCUUACACUGAUCUUAACCAUACUUUCACAGGAUUCCACUAGCAAAGCUGCCAAAAGUAAUCUGUUAAUAAAAUAGCCAAAAGUAUGAAUUAUUUAUCUUCUCUGAUGGAUUGGUGCAGGUUCAACAUUAGCCAUCUAAAUAAGAACCCUCACAUUUAGAUUUUUUUUUUUUUUUUUAAGGAGGCAAGAAAAGGAUGAAUUUGCUGGUUUCCUAAAAUUGCAAAUUACACUAGGUCUUUUAGACCUGUGUGGUAUAUAUGAUUUUAAGCAAAUGCACUGCAAGAAGAAAAAUGAGGAACCACUGGUCUGAGUAGAAGUCUUAAGAAGUCUUCAAACCUUGAGUUGCUGUAACUUGGCAAGAUUAAUGUACCUGGACAGUGAGGCAGCUGGGGCAAGUGACAUAUAUAUCCCCUCUGUGCCUUGGUUUUCCUCAUCUGUAAAAUGGGGAUCUAAUACCUACCUCACAGGGUUAUGGUUAGAAUUAAAGAUUACUUAUUUAAAGCACUUCAAAUGGUAAAAGCAUGUUCUCCCUCUCCACCCCAUAACUGGGAGCUCCAUUUGGCUCAUUCUCCCUGACUCACUGGAUUAGAUGUGACUCAAUUCAGUUUCACAGAUGCUGCUGCUAAAUUAGGGUCUUGGUGAGCCCUUGGGAAAACAGCUCUGUGAAGAAAGCACUGUGGCCCUGAAGUGCUGCCCUGGAGAACAGAGGAUAGAAGCAGGUGGUGGCCCCAGCUCCUGCCCUGUACCUGCCAAGCAGAUUUUUUCUAUUUACUUGCUUGGUAUUAUAAAUUUCUUGUAUAUUAAUUUGCUUGCCCUAAACUUUUUCCCUCCACUUAUUCCAAGGACAUAGCCAAAUCCUUUGCAUUUCCUUUCCUUGGUUGUUUUUUGCAGGGUGGAAAGCAGAAUUGCUUACUUAGGACAGCCAUGACUCUGGAUCCUAUGGUGAAAGCUUGAGUGAACUUAGAUUAGGCCCAGGGUCCUGGAGAAAGAGGGUUUCUCUGAAGACAAGUAGGGGACAGAAGUCUUUGGGGCCUCGGAGCAGAGAGAAACCUGUCCUGAGCUGGGCAGAGCACCUGGAGAUGAAACCACUUUCUAGGGAGAUAGUUGCAUGGAGUCCCUGGGGUGACCAGACCCUCAGCACUAAAGCUCCUGGGAAAGGUUCCUGUGCCUGAGGCACAUAGGCCAAAACUGCUGGGUCUGUGGGCAUUUAUCAGUGUGGACCAAGGCCUAGAAGACACCCCAGUGUUUUGCACUGUAUGAGACCCCAGCACCUUUUCAUGAUCUUGGAAGGGGGAGUAAAACAAACAGACUGAAUUUCCCACCAGCUGGCAGGAUUGAGACUCAGAGUCUGAUCUAAUUUGAUUUUCUUAAAAAUAAAUGUGGCAUGUCUUCCA